This is a messenger RNA of Scutellospora calospora, 417 nucleotides long. The record is from the annotation of a GenBank genome assembly. Lineage: Eukaryota; Fungi; Glomeromycota; Glomeromycetes; Diversisporales; Gigasporaceae.
GCAGCUGUAUCUGCUUUUGAAGAUAUGUUACAUGGAACUACAUUUUUACCUAUCAUUGGAGAUGAAUCAGUUAAUGAUAAUGAUAAAAUUGAAAAAAUUGUAUUCGUAUCAGGAAAACUUUAUUAUGACUUAAUUAAAGAAAGACAAAAUAAAAAAAUCGAAGAUAAAGAAUUAUGCCCAUUUCCAAAAUCCGAUGUUGAGAAUGAAUUAAAAAAAUAUACAAAUGCUAAAGCAGAAUUUAUUUGGUGCCAAGAAGAACCACAAAAUAGUGGUGCAUAUACAUUUAUUGAACCUAGAUUAAAACAAUUAUUGCCUUCUAAGCAAGAGUUAAAGUAUAUAGGAAGACCACCAAGUGCUGCACCAGCAGUUGGUAUUUCAAAAUGGCAUAUUGCAGAAAUUCAACAUAUUUUAAAAAAU